This is a messenger RNA of Microplitis demolitor, 2701 nucleotides long. RefSeq lists its product as uncharacterized. The record is from RefSeq and is a predicted model, not a curated record. Bases 185 to 2062 code for a protein of 625 amino acids. NCBI's taxonomy places the organism in Eukaryota, Metazoa, Arthropoda, Insecta, Hymenoptera, Braconidae. The transcript has a single exon.
AAACCGGGUAUCGAUUCAUUCCUAACCUAAAAUUAAAAUCAACCGGUCGUUAAAAAAAAAUUCAGCGCAAUUUUCAAGGAAAAAAAUCUAAUUUAUUUAAUUAAAAUAAUUAAUAAUUACGUAUGAAAAAUAAGUGUUUAAUAAUUAGUUAAUAAUAUGGUCAGUUGAUUAUAAUAAAUAAAUAAUGAUUAUAAAAACGACAUGUCCAAAUUUCCAAGGAAAAUAUUUUGAAAUUCUUGAUUACAAAAAUGAACUGACAGUUUUCAUUUGGGAAAAUGAUGAUUUUAUUUAUUUUCCUUUAUCAUCUUUAACUUCGACAUCAACUUCAACAGCUUCAACUUCAACGUCAGCAGCAACAGCAAAUAAAAAUUCAAAUUUAAAUUACCAAAUAAUAAGGGCGCCAAAUGAAAUUAAAAAAAUAAAAAGUUUUAAAGGAAGAAUAUUUGUUAUUUGUAAACCUCGAGGUAUUUAUAAAUUUGUAAAUAAUAAUAUUAAUAUAUUUGCAUCAUUAAGUUCAACAGCACUCGAUGUUACGACGGAAUUUUAUAAGAUAUUAAUUAUUAAAAAUAAUUAUUUAUAUUUACAAGACAAACAACAAAAAUAUUCAACGGAAUUAUUUUAUUUAAAUAAUAAUAAAAAUAAUAUCGAUUCAUUUGACACAACAAUCGAUAUAUCGGAUUCUAAUAUCGAUACAUCGGAAUUAUCAACAAUCAAUACAUCGAAAUCACAGAACAAAAAUUUUUCAAAUAUUCAAAAUUCAAAUUUACCAAAAACCGAUAUAUCGAAAUCACAAAAUAUCGAUAAAUCAACUGGACAAAAAAUCGAAUUAUCAAAAUCACAAAUAAACGAUCUAUCGAGUUCACAAUUAAUCGAUCGAUCGACUCAACAAACAAUCGAUAUAUCGAAUUUGUCUAUAAUCGAUAUAAAUUGUAUAAAAAUCGAUUCAAAUGAAAUAACAAAUAAUUUAAAAAAUAUUUUUGAUGAUAAUGAAAUUUGUUUAAUUACAUUCAAUAAUUUAUUAUUUAAACUGAUAAAUAAUAAAACGCAAUUAAUUUUUACAUCUAAUUACUCAUUAACUGAUUUUAUAUUAAUUAAAAAUGAUAAUAAUAAAAUAAAUAAUUUAUUAUUGAAAACAACAAAUAAAAAAUUACUGAUUUUAAUUACCGGUAAUUAUAUUUUUAAAAACAUUUUUUUUAAUUACGAUGUUAAUAAUUGCGCGGGUUUUAUUGAAGGUAAUGAGGAUUUUAUAAAUUUGGUAAUUGGUAGUGACAAAAUAUAUUUUGUUACUUUAAAAAUAAGUACCGGUGUAAUUAAUUACGUGAGUUACAUUAAUGAGAACUUAAACGACGUUAAAAUAUAUGACAAUAAAAUUAUUGGUCUUAAGAGCGCAGGCGAAUUGGCGGUAAUAGAAACAGAAUUUAAAUUUAAAUUUGAAAAAAUGGCGGGAAAUUCAGAAGAUGAAUUUUUUGAAUUAAGAGCGAGUAUGUGCAGUGGAACGACAGUAAUCGUUGAUAAUAUUUGUGAUUUAUCGAAGCAAUUAAAGGAUCAUAAUGAUAAAUUAUUAAUUGAACAGGAUAAAUUGAAGAGAAUAAAUAUUUAUGCGCAUAAAAGUAAACUGGUGGGAGUGAAAAAAAUUUGGGUUGAAAGAACAAGUUGUUGUAUUUUUUUGAAAGCUUUUUUUGAGUGCGCAUUACCUAAAGAUUGUUGGAUUUUUGUCGCUGUUGAUUGUAAGGGCCAGGAAUUUUUUAGUAUGCAAAUUAUUGAGGACGGAGAAGUUGGAGCUGAAAUUCCGCUGCCAGUUGAUUAUUUUGAUGCGACUGCGGAUAUUACUGUGGAUUUGGUGACGCUCGUUGAAGAAAAUGAACCCUGGUUUAUUGUCAAGGAUUGUGUGAAGAAAACAAGUGCGAAGGAAAAAGAAAAGAUUAAGGGAUUAUUGGAAAAGAAAAAAAAUUUUUUAAACACUAAAUUGGGAAUUUUAAGAAGUUUUCGAGAUGAGGAUAAAAAUUUAAAUAAGAUUUGUGGUGUUAAGAAGAGUUUGAGACGUGAAAUUAAAGAUUUUUGAUUUUGGAGCUGGAGAAAAGGUGAUUUAUUUUUUUGUAUCAGGAUUUUGGGUUUGGAAGAAGGUGAUAUUUGUUGCGGUUGAAUGAUGACGAGUUGAUUGGGUACUCAUAUGGAUAUAUUUUGAGUCAAUAAAAUUUUUUAAAAAAAUUUUUGAUUUUGAAACAAUGAUGUGGGUACUCUUUCUACAGGAAAUUUUCCCAAUUAUUCGAAUAUGGCAUCAAAAUUAAAAAUAAAAAUAUAUGAUAUAUAUACAAAAAUCAAAAAUUUAGAUAUAAUGCUAUAAUUAUUUGUUGUAGUUAAUUAUAAUUAAGAGUAAAAAUAUUUAUAUUAUAAAAUUUUUAUAAAAAGGAAAUAAAUAUAUAAAAAAUUUCCCAAUACUUUUUUUUUCAUAAAAUUGAAUGACAGACUCGGGUUCUCGAUAUGAUUUUGCGUUGAUUGAAUACCCACAUCGAUAUAUUUGAAUAAGUAUGAAUUUUCAAAAAACUAAAUCAAAAUUUUUAUAAUAAAUUUUGAGUUCUGAAAAAAAGUGAUGUGGGUGUUCAUUCUACAGGGAAUUGUAUUAGCUAUAAUAUUUAUAUACUCAUAAUUUGAUAAAAAUUAAUUUUUAAAAAAAAAUAACAACAAAACGUCGUAUAACAAA